Molecule: messenger RNA, 369 nt
Organism: Populus euphratica (Euphrates poplar)
Lineage: Eukaryota; Viridiplantae; Streptophyta; Magnoliopsida; Malpighiales; Salicaceae
Product: periaxin-like
Exons: 1
Coding region: 1-369 (122 amino acids)
Source: RefSeq, a predicted model, not a curated record
AUGGCUUCUCUUCGUUUCUUGACAUUUCUUUCACCACUCUUGCUGAUCACUUUGUCAAUGGUGGACAACACAAGCAGGACAGAAGCGCGCAGGAUUUUGGAGACAACAUUGCCUAAGGUUCCUGAGCUCCCCAAGCCUGAAUUGCCUGAGCUGCCAUCGUUGCCUAAGGUUGAACUUCCACCACUACCGAAACCUGAACUCCCUGUCCUGCCAAAACCUGAAUUUCCUGAGCUGCUAAAAACUGAAGUUCCCAAAUUGCCUGAAUUGCCCCCUUUCCCCCACUUCCCUGAGCUUCCAAAGACCACAUUACCUACCAUACCAGCUCUUCCCAAGGAUAUCAAGCCACCUCAGUCUACUGCUAGUCCUUAA